This is a messenger RNA of Peromyscus maniculatus bairdii (prairie deer mouse), 1029 nucleotides long. NCBI's taxonomy places the organism in Eukaryota, Metazoa, Chordata, Mammalia, Rodentia, Cricetidae. The record is from RefSeq and is a predicted model, not a curated record.
ACUGGAACCCUGGAAGACGUUCCAAGGGAAUCUGAAGUGCCCUCUGGGGCACGGUCUGAAGUGCCCUCUGGGGCACGGUCUGAAGUCCCCUCUGGGGCACGGUUUUUUGGGGCCACUCACGUAUCCGAGGGAUACGUUGUGUUGGUUGGAGAAGAGGGGGCUGGACCCUCGCAGUCUCCUUCUGAGGUUUUGCUUUCGGUUUGGAACCGAAGCCGCGCAGCGCGUGUUAGUCUUAUUUAUAUUGGUCUGUCGUUCCUUGUUUUCUGUUUAACCGUUCUCCUCCUAGAAACAGCCAUGGGACAGACUGUCACCACCCCCUUGAGCCUCACGCUUAAACACUGGUCAGACGUAAAGACACGAGCCAACAACGAAGGAGUCGUAAUUAAGAAGAAAAAAUGGAUCACUCUUUGCGAGGCCGAUUGGGUUAGAAUGGAUGUAGGAUGGCCUCGUCAGGGAACCUUUAACCUCAGUCUUAUUUCACAGGUGGAGGGAAAAAUUUUUACUUCCAGUCCCCAUGGCCACCCGGACCAGGUCCCAUACAUUGCCAUGGGGAAACUCCUGACAACAGAACCUCCCCCAUGGGUUAAGCCGUUUCUCUUCCCCUCAGCCCCCCGGCAGCAGCAGCGCUCGCCGAAUCCCGGGGCCGAGGAAGCCAGAUCGGCAGAUCCCUCCCACUCCCUGUUCCUCCCUAACCCCACACCAGCAAGUCUUUUCCUCUCCGCGCGGGCCGCCACUCCGGCGCAGGCGGGUGUGGGAUAUGGGAACGCGCAGGCGGGCACGCAGGCGGGUGUGGGAUAUGGGAACGCGCAGGCAGGCGCGCAGGCGAGCGUGGGAUGUGGGAACGCGCAGGCGAACGCGCAGGCGGCUGCAGGUUGUGGUGCCGGCGCUCAGGCGGGGCCGGGGAUGGGAUCGGCGGGAGACUGCUCCCCGACCGGCGAAGGGCCACUACCGAGUGCACUUCCUCCACUGUGGCGGUGUGCUGGGACCGGCUCUGGGACGACUGGGGAGCCCUGAUUUGAGGAAGGGGGC